CUUAGUAUCCAGGAUUGAGGCUCCAUAGGGUUUUAGUAUUUUCAAUGCAGUGCGCUGUUCCCUCUCCUCCUGAGAGGUGGUGCUCUAGAGCGCGCAUGGAGCCGGGCCGGGAGGCGGGACUUCCUGUCUCCCUGGGAACACUUCCGCCCAGACCCGGAAGACCGUUCAUUCCUCUGUGUGGCGGGUCCCGGCGUGAGCGCGGUAGCUGGAGCGACGCUUUCGGGUUCUCUCGCGGCGGGAGGGUCUGGCGAGCGUCGCGCGGCGCCCCGUUUCCCGGGCACCCCGCCCCAGCUGAGCCACGAUGGACUUCCCCGGCUGCCUCCGCCCCACCUCGUUUACCACCGGCCCCCUGGGGCUGAGCGACGGCCCCGACCUGUCGUUCAUGUGCAGCUGGAGAGACGCGCUGACCCUGCCGGAGCCCCAGCCCCAGGACGCCAAGGUGCCCCUGGGCGUCCCUCAGCCACCGGCAGCGCCGCUUCUCCUUCCUCGGGGGCUCCGUCCUGGGCAGGUCGGUGGCCAGCGUCCUGGGGGAGCUGCUGCGCGAGGAGCUGGCCCUGCGGUGGGAGCAGCUGGUCCUGGACGACACCUUCACGGGGGGCGCCCUGGCCUGGGUGCCCGGAAGGUCGCCCCGAGCCGGGCAGCUGGUCUACCCUGCCGGGGGCGCCCUGGACAGCCUGCAUUUCCAAGAGAUCAGCCUGACCUCACGUGGCCGGCCUCGCGUCCUCGGAGCCCCUGGACGCAUCCAGCUCCGGGGGCCUGUCCGGCAGGUGGUGACCUGCACCAUCCAGGGAGAACCCCUGCUGGCUGUGCGCUCUGACUACCACUGCGCCGUGUGGAAGAUGGGGAAGCAGGGGCUGCCCGCCCCCCUGCAGGUGCUGCAGGUCCGGGAGGGUGCCACAGGGAUCAGUCUCAGCCCGCACCUGCCAGGGGAGCUGGCAGUCAGCAGCCGAUCUGGAGCCGUCUGUCUGUGGACCCCCCAGGAUGGGCUGCAGCAGGUCUAUAAGGACCCUGAGACCCUUGUGUUCCGCGACCCUUCUCCCUGGCGCUGGGUGGACUUCACUGCGCACCCUCGGGUGCUGACUGUGGGUGACCGCACUGGAGUGAAGCUGGUGGACACCCAGGGCCCACCCGGCUGUGGCCUGCUGCUGUUCCGUGGGGGCGCAGAGGCCUCCUGCCAGAAGGGGGAACGUGUCCUGCUCGCUCAGUACCUGGGGCAGCCCAGCCCCGACGCUCUGCCCCCUACGCUGCACCUCAUCUGUACCCAGUUCUCGCUGUACCUGGUGGACGAGCGCUUCCCCCUGGUGCCCAUGCUGAAGUGGGACCACGGCUUCCCCUCCCCGGGAAGGCCGAGGGGCCGCCUGGUGGGAGAGGCGGCAGGGCAGGACCUCGGGGUUCAGCAGGCAGCCCAGGCGGGCCAAGCGCCGCACCCAGCUCUCCAGCACCUUCUCGCUCAGCGGCCGCCUGGACCUCUCCGAUGCCAACAGCCCCCCGCACAGCCCGGAGGACGUGCCUGAGGCCAGGCCUCGGGCCCCAGUGCCCUCAGCCUCCCAGGAGUCGACUCAGGAGGCCGGCGUUCAGAGCGUCCCCUCGGAGCGGCGGCAGAGCCUCCGGAGCUACGCCACCGAGCCGUCACUCCAGGAGGCCGCCACGCCCCCCUCCCAGGCCUCCAGUGUCCGGGCCGCCCCCUCCCGGCAGCGCACUCCUGCCCUCGCUGGCUCCCAGCCCCAGCGCAAGAGGCCUCGCAUGGGCUUCUGA
Molecule: messenger RNA, 1755 nt
Organism: Oryctolagus cuniculus (rabbit)
Lineage: Eukaryota; Metazoa; Chordata; Mammalia; Lagomorpha; Leporidae
Source: RefSeq, a predicted model, not a curated record